AUGGGUUUUGAGGAAGCUGUGAAAUCUGACAGCAUUAUUGCAGCACCCCUUGGUGGAGAGGUGAAUUUCUAUUGUAACUUCUCACUCUCAAUGGAUGUUUUGCAAGUCACCUGGCAGAAGAGAAAUGGGUCUUCCUUCCAGAACAUAGCCACCUACAGCCCAAACCAUGGGCUGAGGCUGAUAGGGUCAUUUGAGAAGAAGGCACGUUUCACUAUAGCAACCCUGAAGGCCUCAGCUAUCACACUCCAAAAUCUCACAUUUGAGGAUGAGUCCCAUUACAGAUGCAUUUUCAACGUGUUCCCUCAUGGCUCUUACAGUAAAGACGUAUGCCUCAACAUCCAAACAAUUUCUGAGCUAACAGUGGAAUAUGAUUCCCAUGUGCCCGCUGAAGGUCUCAUCACUGCAGUUUGCUCAGCAACAGGAAAGCCUGCCCCCAAAAUCACCUGGCUGGAUGACAGAGACCUGGAUGGGUCCCCUGAAAUACAGCAUGUCCAAAAUGCAAAUGGAACAGUAACAGUGGCAAACAGACUUACCUUCUCCAGCCACCUUCGUGCCUUGGCCUGCCUCCUUGACCACCCACAGGGAAGGAAAAUGAAGGCAGUUUGCCUGGAAAAAGGAAGUGAAGGCGUUCAGAAGAGCAUAAUUGUUGUGGCAGUCUUAAUAGCUGUGGUGUUCUUAACAAUCUUGAUAUAUUGCAUCAUGAGACUAAUCAACAGACAAAGGAAAAAACUGAAGAGAUGUAUUGCACCCAGAACACCUGCAAAGGAGAAAAGCUUACAGCAAGACCUAAGUGAGAAAGCCAUGAGCCUGCACACGCUGAAAGACCAGCAGAUUGUUUAUCAAAAUGAGCCGGUGUACGAGGGUGUAUGGGGGCCUGGUGCCAGGAGCUGGGCCAGGACCACGGGCCAGCAGGCGUGUGUAUGCCCAAGUGCCAGCGACUGGGGAGAUCCAAGUGAGAGAAGCCAAGUGCCAGCCACCAGCAUGGCCCAGGGUCAGAGCCCCUGUGUCCCUGGAGUGGGCGCGGGUGAGCAUAUGAACACCAGCAAGGAUCAAGCCAGACAAGCCG
This is a messenger RNA of Pterocles gutturalis (yellow-throated sandgrouse), 1066 nucleotides long. Its product is annotated as OX-2 membrane glycoprotein-like. The annotation marks the transcript as partial. Gene Ontology annotation, molecular function: cell-cell adhesion mediator activity. The record is from RefSeq and is a predicted model, not a curated record. Lineage: Eukaryota; Metazoa; Chordata; Aves; Pterocliformes; Pteroclidae. The transcript is spliced from 6 exons.